Acanthaster planci (crown-of-thorns starfish) is the source of this 6614-nucleotide messenger RNA. Its product is annotated as solute carrier family 22 member 13-like. Lineage: Eukaryota; Metazoa; Echinodermata; Asteroidea; Valvatida; Acanthasteridae. Gene Ontology annotation, molecular function: transmembrane transporter activity. Gene Ontology annotation, biological process: transmembrane transport. The record is from RefSeq and is a predicted model, not a curated record. Gene Ontology annotation, cellular component: membrane.
CACAGGCCUCACUUAUAAGUAGCGAUGGGUAGUCGGUUCGGGUGCCCCAUGAAGGAUUAUAGUGUGUUUGUUAUCAAACUGUACACCAAUUAAAGUCCAUUUCUCUGCAUCUUCCCGUUUAGCCAUUUGCAAGAAGGACAAUUAUGAACCUUUGACUUGCUCUACGAUGUGAUUGUGGCAAAAAUGUAGCUCCAAAAGGAAGGUUACCUCAGUGUCAGUGUUUGUAUAGGAUUCGUACAAUAGUCGGUAUGUUUUCAAAGACAACAUGAAUGGUUUAUUUUUUAAUCAUGAAUAUUCAAACGUUGAACCAUUCAACUAAACAUUUCUAACAAUGUAACUUCUUUUAGCACACAAUUCCAAUUUUUGACCAGGCAUAAGUUAAAUAACACUUUGCGCGAAUCCCCUGCAUAUUUUGCGAAAUAGAUUAAGUUCAAAUUAGCAUGAAUGCAGGAUUGCAGAGGUGCAUUUGAUUUCGCGCAAAAAUAAAUGUCAACCUACUAAACUACUAAACUCAGGAAAUUGAACGCUGACUCUAUACGACUGAAUGCACCCUCGUUGAAAGAAAGUUUUUAUUUGUUAAGUAGAGGCGGGGAUUUGAAUGCUUGUUCCAUUUCGCUCAAAAACGAAUGCUGCCAUUGCUAAUUCAUUUACACAUUUUCCGAAAUUGGCCGGGAAAACCUAUACUUACCGUUGCUUUGUCACCAAAAAGCACACACCAAAAAGGGAGAAUUAUUCGGUGCCUGCUAACUACUCUCCUCUGUACUAAGAAUAAUCAAACCUGUCUGAAUCCCCUGAGAUAAUUGUCCAAGAUCAAGGUCUGUGUCCCUCGACUCUGUCAAAAAUGACUAUGGGAAACGCCCCAUUAUACUCACUGCUCUCCUGUAGCAAACACUUAUCCGCAAAGGAAGCGAAUAGCCAGUAUACUUGGAUCAGCUAUGACGGCAUUACCCGAAAGAUGAUAAAUCACAGUCUCAUCGACCAUCGAUGGCUGUCUUCGGUACAAAACUGACGCAAAAGUCGUGUAGGGAACUCGAUGCCACCGACCAUCGCCUGAUCAUUGCUUACAUCCAGCGUAAAAGCUGAUGGGUACCGGUAGCCACUCAGCUGAGACUUACGUGACAUGUGACAGCAGUGCAUGUAACAAAGGGCCCCCAAACCCAAGUUGCAUUCGCAAUGGAAGUCUUUAACAGAUUCUCAGCUCUCUUGCCCAAUCAAGAUGAACAUGCUCAGUAGGACACAUUCCAACAGGACGUCUCCAGGCGGCUACAGAAUGUGUUCCACCGCCGAAGGAAACUGCAAAAACCCGGCAUCUCGAUAUCUCGUUUACCCUCAAUCUAAUAGAGGAGCGCAGGAUCGAAGCUCGUUUAACGAGAAAUCACGCGAAAAGCCUCAGUUUCCUGCGCCAAAGAAAGAAGGUUCUUGGACGGGACGAAGAGGAAUUUUGGAAGAAGGAGCUGGACAGUGCUGGUGCUCCAACUAAUCAUCAUGAUCAUUGGCCCAAGUUCAGGGAGCUUUGCACCCAUAGUACAGCUACCUCAAUCGCAAAUACUUUAUCUGCCUUGAGAAGGACAAGGAUGGCAAGGUGCUUAAUGCUUGAAUGCCUGCCCGGGAGCAACAGCAGCGCCUUUCUAACCUUCUCAACGAGCCUCUGAUUCCUGCAGACCGAGGCAGAACAUGCACCCAUCACCAUCUGGCUGUGCGACAGAUACCGUGAACCUUCUUGAGAUCCAGAGAGCUCUUACCAGCAUCAAUGAAGAGCGGCAGGGCAGCGGGGAUCUGCAAUAUCAUUGCCGAAAUGCUCAAGGCUGGUGCCAAGUGUAUGCUAGAGUGACUACAGUUUAUCAUUAACACUGAUUUAGAGUCUGACCCGAUCCUAAAUGAUCGGUGGCAAGGAAUCAUCCUGACCUUUUGAAAGCAAUUAACUUAGGCCCUCGUAUAGCGUGCAACGGAACUGUGCAGGAAGACGUCUCCGCACGGAUCGGGAAUGCGGCUGUUGGUGCCCUGAGGAAGCUCUGACACAGUUUGGAGGAGAAUCCCGAGGAAGACCACAUGUGUAAUGCCCUAUAGCGUUAUUCGUACUUCACUACGGAGCUGAGACAUAGUCUUUUAUUUCUGACUAACCCUUCGCCCUGAUGUGUUUGAUAUGAAUGGAUUUAGCUGCCUGGAACAUGUUCAGUGGUCAGACUGUGCACGUGAUGACACUAUCGGCCUUCGUACAAUUUUAUUCCGCUGCAGCAUCAUCCUUGACCAUGCAGCGUUGGCUCCGAUGGUUCGUCCACCUGCAGUACUACACCUCUGCCCCACCCAGGCUCCCUCUUUACAACCCCUCUACUAUUGACUGGAGUUGCCAACGGGAUAACCUCAGAGUACAGGUUGUGCGACAGCAUUGCCCAUGACUUUCAGUUCGACAUCAAGCAACAAACCUAGGGCAAGUCCACCCCUGAUGGCGGCACCUGGUGAAAAGUGGGACCUCUAUGCCAGACAAACUAGCAUGAGCUACGUGACAUCACUAUGGCCUACUAGCACACCGCAAAUUCAACUUUGGGCUAUUUGACGCGAUGAAGAAGUACACGGAGCGAGUAAUGAAACAAAACGAAGAGACAAACCACAAGAAAGCCACACAUCCAGGGCACCGAAAAGAGCACACCUUAAGUCAAAACGGUUUCAUGAAACCUGCUCGAUUUUGUUGGGAAAUAAUCACCGGUCAGGAUGAAAUUUGACGAGGUGUUGGAGAUUCUAGGCGGGUUCGGAAGGUACCAGUGGUACGCCUUUUUCUUCCUGAAUCUCGUCAACUACUUGGGGGCGUUCACCACCCUGCAGCACGCCUUCUACGCCGGCGAGAGCGACCACUGGUGCAAGACGUUCAGCCCUAACUGCACCGCGUUUGGGCUGAACACGCCGGAGGAGUGCACAGAGGCCGUGAAGCGAGUCAGCAUUCCGCCCGCCGAAAACUACCCAGAGAAAGACCCGUACUACUAUGACAACUGCCGCCAGUGGGGCCUGCCCGAGGGGCUAAAAUUCAACCCUUACAUCAACCACACCGACUACAAUGCCUCCAAAGUGGCGUGCAAGAAUGGAUGGGAGUUCAACACGAGUCAGUAUGAGACGACCAUCAUCAUGGACUGGAACCUUGUCUGUGAGGACGGAGGUGCGACAAACAUCAUGACGUCGGUCUAUUUCGGCGGCUUCAUGGCGGGCUCUUUCAUUUUUGGCGUCAUCUCCGAUUGGUGGGGGCGUAAAAAAGCGCUGGCUCUGGCAAUGGUGUUGUGGUUUCUAGGUGCUCUGGCCACGCCCUUCACAAGCGCCACCUGGCAGUACUACAUUGUGCGAUUUCUCACUGGAACGGGACAGCUGGGUCGUUGGAUCCCUGCAUACGUUCUGGUGAAUGAGUUUGUAUCAGCAAAAUGGCGCAUUGUGGCCGGGAUAUUUAUUGGAACGACGUAUUCAUUGGGCUAUAUGACUGUCGCCCUCGUUGCCAUGGCAAUACGGAAAUGGCGAGUACUGGCGUUCAUACCCAUCAUUCCGCUUUUCCUCAGCUUGUUCUUUGUGAUAGGUCUGUCCGAGUCCGUGCGAUGGCUCUUGUCCAAGGGCCGAGUGCAGGAGGCGGAGGAGGUCAUCAGGAAGGUGGGCAAGUGGAACAAAAAGACCCUGCCGGAGAAGAUCUUUGACGAGAAGGAGAUCGAAAGCUACAAGCAAUCCUCUAAAGGACACGUGCCCUCGUUCAUUGAUCUGUACCGAACUCCCAACCUGUGUUUCAGGACCAUCAUCUUGCAGUUCAACUGGAUGACGAAUAGCAUGGUGUACUACGGUCUGGCCUUCAGCGCGCAGUCCUUGGGCUUCGACCAGUACUGGACCUUCUUCCUCUUCGGGGCGGUCGAGAUCCCCGCCCUGAUCUACGCCACCGUCGGCGUACGCUUCUUCGGCUGUAAGAUCAACAUGGUCAUCUUGGAGCUAAUAGGGGGCGCUGCCUGCCUAGCCACUAUCUUUAUAGAAGAUGCAAUUGCAAGAACGGUAGUAGCCAUGGUGGGUAAAUUCUGCAUAACGGCCACAUUUUACAUCGUCUACCUGUGGACAGGUGAGCUCUGCCCUACACCAGUCCGGAGCGUUGCGCUUGGGCUAUGCUCCAUGACCGCCCGGGUGGGCAGCAUCGUUGCCCCGCUCAUCCUGAACUUGGCCAAGGACGAGAACAUCACCGACGACCUGCACCUGAUCGUCUUCGGUGCGGCAGCGGUGAUAGCGGGAAUAUUACUCGCCCCGCUGCCUGAAACCAAAGGCAGGAAGCUCCCGGAGACCAUGCGAGAUGGGGAGGAGCUUGGCAAGUUUAACUUCAUGAAGAAAUGGACAUGGGGUCGCAACCGCUAUCGUGACACUGACUCGUCAGUCGAGGAGGUAGACAUGGACGUAUAUCGGCAAGACGUCCUUAACCCUGCCUUUGUGCCUGACGCCGAUGACUACGCUUACACUGCCCGACCUCCCCCACCUUACGAGGCGGUGAACGAGAAAGGCUGCCAAAUCUCGAAGAAACCAAGGCAGAAGAAGAAGAAAGCAAAGGAGGAGAACGGCCCCGUGCCCGGGCCAGGGAUGCAGGGCAACGCCGCUGUGGAAGGAUCGUCACCAGAUACACCGGGCAAAGUCGAGGAUUUGGUAGAGGGUCAAAGAGGAAUCAACAAAGGAUCACUGCCCGAGGUCGAAACCGCGCCGGUCGUGGGUGACAGACCUUGUGCAGAAGAGGGUGAUAGAGGGGAUGGGACUGAUCGUGGCGGUGGUGAUAGGGCCAGCAAAAGUCGUGGUGAUAACGCCGAGGAAGAUGUUGAUGACAAAGCUCGUGAGAGUGGGGGUCAUGUUGCUGAGAGCAAUAAGUAUGAUGAUAGGGUUAGUAGCGAUGGAGAGAAUACUUCAAGUGGUGCUGAUGAGGCUAGUGACGAAAUGAAUCAAACUGGAGGAAGUAAAGAUUACUUAGAGAGUGAUGAAAAGGUAAACGACAGUGGCGAUAGUGGCAGUGGUUACGGUGGUGAGUGGGGUGAUGAUGGUGGGGGUGAUAAAGCCUCUGACGAAGGUAAUCAAGCUGGUGAUAAGGAGAAUAAUGUUAGUGGUAAGAGUGGCAGUAUUCAUGAUGCUGGAGACGGGAAUGAUGAUAGAGGAAGCGAAAAUCUCUCUGACGGUAACGACAAGGUAGGCAGUGGUGAUAUAGACAGUGGUGAGAAAGAUGAUGGUGGUGGCGGCAAGGCAAGUGGCUCAGGUGGAGAUUCAAGCGAUACUGGAAGAGGAAGCGGCAAAGAUGAGUAGAAGUAGAUAAUUUUGGAGAUGUUAUUGGUGAGAUUAAACCAAUACAUAGUGAGAAAAUUAUACAUUUUUCAUCAAACCAUAAAACAGUAGGCAAAGAUUUCUUAAAUCAAGCAAACGAAACGGUGCUGCCAAGGCUGGACCCCAUAUUUCCCUUCUUUUCAUUAUCUUUGAAGUUUUUGCUCUUUUGGGUCGCCAAGUUUGAUGUUUAAAUUGUCUCGGAUAUGGAGUACAUGGUGAGAGUGGUGUACUGUGGUGAGUUGGUGGAUGGUGAGAUAUUAAAGAGUUUAUUCGUUGAGGUGGCAGCUACUUGACGGAGUACAGGCGAAAUAGUCCUUUAUAGGGAUGCGUGAUCUCAAUAAUUGUCGGGAAAAAGGCUUAAUAUUUUAUGUAGUAUGUCAUUGCGUUAUUGUUAGUUGGAGCAGGCUUUAACAUUUAAUUUCAACUAACAAAGAAAAGAGCAAUGAAAAUUUAAAAAACAUUACGAGGUAUAAACAGCGUCACACUGAAUAAGUACCUUCGGGCCGUGACUUGCUGGCACGCAAUAUUUUUAAUUAAGGAAGAAUCUAAUUAACCAUUGACUGUUAUUUAUCCUUUUCGGUUUGUUAUGUGAAAGUAAGUCACCAUUCGUUUAAAUGAGGCUCAAGGCCUCCAAAAUAUGAAUUGGUUCUAAUUCUGCAUGUUAGAAAUAGUUCUCGUUUCAUUAACCUAUUAGACAAAUUACAUGGUUAUUUGCAAAUGAACGAGAGGUGGUUACUAUUGAAGUUUACAUUUGGCAGAAAAAGUUUGAAAAUUUCUUGUAAAUACAGCUAUUACUAUGCCCCCUUAGACUCUGACACAGAAGCCGUCUCAAAGGGAAUGAUAUUCACAUAUAAGCAAACUCUAGGUAGCGAGCAAACACCAGUAAAAUGGCUUUCACACGGGAUGUUAUUGCUAAAAACGCCCUCUCUUGUUCACGCUUGGAGUCCAAAGAGGUUUAUGGUAUGUAUGAGUGUAUCUGUAUGAACUUGGAUAUCUCUACAUUUUUUAUGGAAUUAAAAUGAAUUGAUAUUAACACUUCAAUAUUGUUGACUUUGAAUGAGACAUGAAAAGACAUCAGUUCUGCUGAUCAAGAGGGGUUUCUAUUUUGUGUCAGUCCAGGCCAUCUGCUAUUAAGAAGACAUUGAAGCUUCUUUACUCAGGUGUUUAGUAUAGGUUUCACGAAUGACGGAUUACUUGAGUUCCAAUCAUAAAAUAUGUAAAAAAUAUAUUUAUAUCACGGCCACACAAUACAUGUAAUGCACAAUUAACGCACAAAAUAAAAUAUUUCAUGAUGAUAUUUAAUCGAGAGU